This is a messenger RNA of Monopterus albus (swamp eel), 8997 nucleotides long. RefSeq names its product plexin A1b (gene plxna1b). The coding region runs from base 726 to 6419 and encodes 1897 amino acids. The transcript has 32 exons. Gene Ontology annotation, biological process: semaphorin-plexin signaling pathway; regulation of cell migration. Lineage: Eukaryota; Metazoa; Chordata; Actinopteri; Synbranchiformes; Synbranchidae. The record is from RefSeq and is a predicted model, not a curated record. Gene Ontology annotation, cellular component: plasma membrane; semaphorin receptor complex. Gene Ontology annotation, molecular function: semaphorin receptor activity; protein binding.
UGAAAACUUCGGUGCGGGGCUUUUUCUCCUCCUGCGGAAGGAGCGCGUUUUGGUGGCGCCGGUAGAAAUAUUUAGCUUUUCCUCCCCGUUGCUCCGUGUGUUGAGUUUGUCGUUGUGUUUUUUCCCCGCGUCUCCUCCGCCCUCGGCGUCUGGUUUCUCCACGAGUUUGAACAGUUUGAGGCUCCAACCAAGCCCGGCAGCGGAGAGGAUCCGUAGAGUAGCGCUAGUAUGCAGUUAUUCGGUGCGUAUCGGUGCGUGGAGGCUUGUGUUGAAUGUGCGCACCGGUGUGACCACCAGUCUGAUCGAUCCACGCCGAAGUGUAACUGCGGAUAUCUGGGGCGCAGAACGAGGCUUCAGCUUGGUAACUUCAUUCACCUGGACGUUUCCUUUAGAAUGAUUUUGCGCUAAACACCUGGCGCUUGAAACUAAUAAAGGCUUUUUUUCUGUUUUUGCAAGUAACGUCGGAUUUGGUGCAGUGUGAGGGCUCCCACCUUCUGUGGAUGACGCUCCAGAUGACAUCUUGCAACGCUGAGAACAGGACAGCGGAUCAGUAGGAGUUUCAUUUCCCUUUCCCUCAUCCUUCUCUCUCUCCCCUCGAAGUGUCCUCCUUUAUUUUUGACAAUAGAGCAGAAAAGAAAUCCUGAUUUGGAACUUGGUGCCAGAGCUUGUACUCCUCUCUCUCUCCUUCCCCACCCCCCUAAUCCUUGCCUCUAGACAGCCUAGAUAUGUGUCCCUUAGCUCGGUCAGUGGGUUUCCCUAGCACGGGGAACUUGUUUCUCCUCUUGGGGAUUUUGCUUAACAUGAGCUCAUCCUUCUCUGGAGGCCAGCCCCCUCCCUUCAAACGAUUUACCCCUUCUGAGUAUGGGCUGACACAUCUCGCCAUCCACAACAAAACUGGAGAAGUCUAUGUGGGAGCUGUAAACUGGAUUUUCAAGCUGUCUAGCAACCUGACCAAACUGCGCAGCCACAUGACUGGCCCAGUGGUGGACAAUGAGAAGUGCUACCCUCCACCCAGUGUGCAGUCCUGCCCUUAUGAUCUGGCCCAGACCCCCAAUGUGAAUAAACUUCUUCUUAUAGACUACGCACAGAACCGCCUCAUUGCCUGUGGCAGCACCUCGCAGGGCAUCUGCCAGUUCCUACGUCUGGAUGAUCUCUUUAAGCUCGGUGAGCCCCACCACCGCAAGGAACACUACCUCUCCAGCGUGGCAGAGUCGGGCACCAUGUCUGGGGUGAUCAUAAGCUCCACCCAGAGUCCUACCAGCAAGCUAUUCAUUGGAACACCCAUCGAUGGCAAGUCUGAAUACUUUCCAACCUUGUCCAGUCGCAAGCUGAUGGAGAAUGAAGAAAAUGCUGACAUGUUCAGCUUUGUCUAUCAGGAUGAGUUUGUCUCCUCUCAGCUGAAGAUUCCCUCAGACACUUUGUCAAAGUUCCCUGCUUUUGACAUCUAUUACGUGUACAGCUUCAGCAGUGAGCAGUUUGUCUACUACCUGACAAUGCAGCUGGACACCCAACUGACUUCCCCCGAUGCUAGCGGAGAGCAGUUCUUCACUUCCAAAAUCGUCCGCCUCUGCGUAGACGACCCUAAGUUUUACUCCUAUGUUGAGUUCCCGAUUGGCUGCACUAAAGAUGGGGUAGAGUAUCGCCUGGUGCAGGACGCCUUCUUGGCUCGGCCAGGCCGGCAGCUGGCCAACUCUCUGGGGAUCUCAGAGAAUGAAGACAUCCUCUUCACGGUCUUCUCUCAGGGUCAGAAGAAUCGGGCCAAACCACCCAAAGAGUCAGCAUUGUGUCUGUUCACCCUGAGGAGGAUAAAGGAGAAGAUCAAAGAAAGGAUUCAGUCCUGCUACAAAGGAGAGGGGAAACUCUCCUUACCCUGGCUGCUCAACAAGGAGCUCGCCUGCAUCAACUCGCCACUACAGAUAGAUGAUAACUUCUGUGGCCAGGACUUCAACCAGCCCCUGGGGGGGACCAGCACCAUCGAGGGCACCCCCCUCUUCAUCGACAAAGACGACGGCAUGACCUCUGUGGCGGCUUACGAUUACCGUGGCAACACUGUGGCGUUUGUUGGCACGCGGAAUGCCAAACUGAAGAAGAUCCUGGUGAACUCUGUGAGUCCCUACCGGCCAGCGGUGUUGUAUGAGAAGGUGACCGUUAGUGAGGGGGGAAGCCCCUUACUGAGGGACAUGCUGUUCAGCCCAGACCAGCAGUACAUCUAUGCUCUGACUGAUAGACAGGUGGUGAGAGUUCCAGUGGAGAGCUGUGAGCAGUACACCACUUGUGGGGAGUGUUUGGGCUCCAGAGACCCUCACUGUGGGUGGUGUGUCCUCCACAAUGUCUGUUCACGUAAGGACAGUUGUGAACGAGCAGGCGAGCCCCAGAGGUUCACCUCUGACCAGCGGCAGUGUGUGGAGCUCACUGUCCAGCCAAGAAAUAUAUCGGUCACCAUGUCUGAAGUCCAGCUGGUCCUCCAGGCUCAUAACGUGCCCGAUCUGUCAGCGGGGGUCAACUGCUCCUUCGAGGACUUUGUGGAGACGGAGGGACGGAUCCAGGGCGGAAACAUCUUCUGUCUGUCUCCCUCCGUUCGGGACGUCAUUCCAAUCACAAGGAACAAAGGAGACAAGCGUGUGGUGAAGCUUUAUCUCAAGUCCAAGGAGACAGGCAAGAAGUUUGCCAGUGUCGACUUUGUCUUCUACAACUGCAGCGUCCACCAAUCCUGCCUUUCCUGUGUAAAUGGUUCCUUCCCGUGCCACUGGUGCAAAUACCGCCACAUGUGCACGCAGAACGCCAAUGACUGCUCUUUCCAGGAGGGACGUGUCAACAACUCUGAGGACUGCCCCCAGAUUCUGCCUUCAACCCAGAUCUACAUCCCUGUCGGGGUGACCAAGCCAAUCACCUUAGCAGCCAAGAACCUGCCCCAGCCCCAAUCAGGACAGAGGAAUUACGAGUGUGUCUUCCACAUUCAGGGAGAGACCCUUAGUGUCCCUGCCCUGCGCUUCAACAGCUCCUCCAUCCAGUGUCAGAAGACACCGUAUGCCUAUGAGGGUAGUGACAUCAGUGACCUGCCAGUGGAUCUGUCUGUGGUUUGGAACGGAAACUUUGUCAUUGACAACCCCUACAACAUCAAGGCCCACUUGUAUAAGUGCUAUGCACUAAGGGACAGCUGUGGGAUGUGUUUAAAGGCAAACCCCAGAUUUGAGUGUGGCUGGUGCAUCCAGGAGAAGAAGUGCUCCCUGAGGCAAGAGUGUACUCCUCCAGAGAGCACUUGGAUGCACGCCACCACAGGAAACAGCCGCUGUGCGCACCCCAAGAUCACUAAGUUGUAUCCAGAGACUGGGCCCAGACAGGGAGGAACCAUGCUGACAAUCACGGGGGAGAACCUGGGGCUGCAGUUCAAAGACAUCCAGAAUGGAGUCCGCAUUGGCAAGGUGGCCUGCAACCCUCAGGAGGACCAGUACAUCAGUGCUGAGCAGAUCGUGUGUCGACUGAAUGAUGCAACAGGUUACAGGGUACAGGAGGCUCAAGUAGAGGUGUGUGUGAGAGACUGCAUUCACCCUGAUUACAAAGCUGUGUCCAGCAGGGCCUUCACCUUUGUGUCUCCUUACUUUACCCGUGUCCAUCCAUCCACCGGCCCGCUGUCUGGAGGAACCAGGAUCACCAUUGAAGGCAGUCAUCUCAAUGCAGGCAGCGCCGUAUCUGUGAAGAUAGGACUUCACCCCUGCCGAUUCGAGAGGCGCAGCAGCAAGGAGAUAGUGUGUGUGACCCCAACAGGACAAGCCCCAGGCACCACCCCAGUCAUGGUGGACAUAAACUCUGCUGAGCUGAGGAACCCAGAGGUCAAAUUCAACUACACAGAUGAUCCUACCAUCCUGAAGAUUGAACCCGACUGGAGUAUUGCCAGUGGAGGAACCAUGCUGACCAUUACUGGAACCAAUCUGGCAACGAUAAAGGAGCCUAAAAUGAGAGCCAAAUAUGGAUCUGCCAAGUCAGAAAAUACCUGCACAGUUGUCAACAACACAGUGAUGGUAUGUCUGGCGCCCUCUGUGGCCGGAUCAGAUAAAGGUUUCUCUGAGGCCGGCAGCAGUCCUGAUGAGAUUGGCUUUGUCAUGGACAAUGUGCGCUCUGUGCUGGUGGUGAACGAGACUUUCAGCUACCACCCAGACCCCGUGUUCGAACCUCUGAGCCCCUCGGGCAUGCUGGAGCUGAAGCCCAGCUCACCUCUCAUACUCAAGGGUCGUAACCUAAUUCCUGCAGCACCAGGAAACGCCAAGCUGAAUUACACAGUGCUGAUUGGGGAGACUCCCUGCGUUCUCACCCUGUCUGAGAGCCAGCUGCUGUGUGAGUGGCCUAAUCUGACCGGAGAACACAAAGUCACUGUGCGGGUUGGAGGCUUUGAAUACUCACCAGGAACUUUGCUGAUCUACUCAGACAGCCUGCUCACGCUGCCUGCCAUCAUCGGUAUCGGAGGAGGAGGCGGCCUGCUCCUGUUGGUUAUCAUUGUGGUGCUGAUUGCUUAUAAGAGGAAGUCGCGAGACGCUGACCGCACUCUCAAGCGGCUGCAACUGCAGAUGGACAACCUAGAGUCCAGGGUGGCCCUCGAGUGCAAGGAAGCCUUUGCAGAGCUGCAGACGGACAUCCAUGAACUCACCCAGGAGCUGGAUGGAGCAGGAAUCCCCUUCCUGGACUACCGCACCUACGCCAUGAGGGUCCUCUUUCCUGGGAUUGAGGACCAUCCUGUGCUCAAGGAGAUGGAGGUACGGGUUCCCGCCAACAUGGAGAAGGCCCUGACAUUGUUCGGCCAGCUGCUGACCAAAAAGCACUUCCGGCUGACCUUCAUCCGCACCCUGGAGGCACAGCGGUCCUUCUCCAUGCGAGACCGGGGCAACGUGGCCUCCCUCAUCAUGACGGCGCUGCAGGGGGAGAUGGAGUACGCCACGGGCGUCCUUAAGCAGCUCCUGUCUGACCUCAUCGAUAAAAACCUGGAGAGCAAGAACCACCCAAAGCUCUUACUCAGGAGGACGGAGUCGGUCGCUGAGAAGAUGCUCACCAACUGGUUCACCUUCCUGCUUUACAAGUUCCUUAAGGAGUGUGCCGGUGAGCCGCUCUUCAUGCUGUACUGUGCCAUGAAACAGCAAAUGGAAAAGGGGCCGAUAGAUGCAAUCACAGGAGAAGCUCGCUACUCCCUGAGUGAGGACAAACUCAUCAGACAGCAGAUUGACUACAAGACUUUGACGCUGCACUGUGUGAACCCGGAGAAUGAAAAUGCUCCGGAGGUGACAGUGAAGAGCCUGAACUGUGACACAGUGACGCAGGUGAAGGAGAAGCUGCUGGAUGCUGUGUACAAAGGCACGCCGUACUCGCAGAGACCAAAAGCCUCAGACAUGGACCUGGAAUGGCGGCAGGGCAGGAUGGCUCGCAUCAUCCUUCAGGACGAGGAUGUCACGACCAAGAUUGACAAUGACUGGAAGAGACUCAACACACUGGCUCACUACCAGGUGACAGAUGGCUCAGUGAUCGCCCUGGUGCCUAAACAGAACUCAGCCUACAACAUCUCCAACUCCUCCACAUUCACUAAGUCUCUCAGCAGAUACGGUACGAGAGAAGAGAGCAUGUUGAGGACAGCCAGCAGUCCAGACAGCUUGCGCUCCCGAACUCCCAUGAUCACCCCCGACCUCGAGAGCGGAACCAAACUGUGGCACCUGGUCAAGAACCACGACCAUUCAGAUCAGAGGGAAGGGGACAGAGGCAGCAAGAUGGUCUCUGAGAUCUACCUGACCAGACUGCUGGCCACCAAGGGUACACUCCAGAAGUUUGUGGACGACCUGUUUGAGACCAUCUUCAGCACAGCACACAGAGGCAGCGCCCUGCCUCUCGCAAUCAAGUACAUGUUUGACUUCUUGGACGAGCAAGCAGACAAGCACUCUAUAACAGACUCCGAUGUACGGCACACUUGGAAGAGCAACUGUCUUCCACUGAGGUUCUGGGUGAAUGUGAUCAAGAACCCGCAAUUUGUCUUUGACAUCCACAAGAACAGCAUUACAGACGCCUGCUUGUCUGUGGUGGCUCAGACCUUCAUGGACUCGUGUUCAACAUCAGAGCAUAAGCUGGGGAAGGACUCGCCUUCGAACAAGCUGCUCUAUGCUAAAGACAUCCCCAACUAUAAGAACUGGGUAGAAAGGUACUACUCCGACAUCUCGAGGAUGCCGGCCAUUAGCGACCAGGACAUGAGUGCCUACCUGGCGGAACAGUCACGCCUGCAUGCCAACCAGUUCAACAGCAUGUCAGCUCUACACGAGAUCUACUCCUACAUCGUCAAGUACAAGGAUGAGAUCUUGUCAGCUUUGGAGCGGGACGAGCAGGCGAGGAGACAGAGACUGAGGAGCAAGCUGGAGCAGGUCAUCGACACAAUGGCCCUGACCAGCUGAGGACUGUCCAGCACCUCCAUCUCCUCCUUCUCUUCACUCCUCCUCUCCAUCUGUCUCUCUCCCUCGCUCCACUCACCCACACAACAAACAAAACUGCAACCCCCGACAGUACGACAGACGAACUGCAAAAAGGCUGAAGCAGUAUACUACAAAAUGGGGGGUUUCAGCAGAGAUGGGCGGGCCUGUGUACGCUUACGUGUGUGUGUGUGUGUGUGUUUGUCUGCAGCCCCAUACCGUGAGUGGGCAUGUGUCUUUGUGAGCGACUGGGACACCAGACAUUUUCAGACAUGCAUAAAUGGAGAAACAUGUCAACUGACAGCAGUAGAUUAUUGUGGAUGUUGGUGUUUGUGGUUUGCUUGAUUUUGAUUUUAGGAGUUUUGUCAUUAUGAAGCGAAUCGUCAGGAAAGAAACUGUGGAAGCCUGGAAAGGAACUCCAUAUAUGGCAUCAUUAGUGGGAUGGACCAAUCUGUGAUGAGCCAAUGGAGAGAUGCUCUCCAGGCAAUGUGACUCCAAUGGCUGUCGCAGUUUUAAAGGAUGUGAGCUUUUCUGUUUUUUUGUAUAAAUGUAAUCAACUGCCCACUCUCUGAUCUCUCUCCACUUGUAUUACUGCUAAAUUUGCACAAUUUACAGAAACGUUACAAAGGAAGACUAUAUAGAUAUUAUAUAUAAAUACAGCUACGUUUUUAAAGAAAGAUUAGGGAGAAAAAAACUUUUGUUGUUUUCCUUUUCAUUAUAAACCAAACACUAAAAAUACAACAACAAAACAUAAUUUGAUAUUUCAAGUACAGAAAAAAACGUAGACAAAACAAAGAAACAAAAAAGUCGUACUGUGCCACGUUUUCUUUGAAUGUUGUUUAGUGCAAAGACAUUUUGUUAGAUGGAAUGUGCUACCCUUUGAUUUUAAAUAUGAACAUGCCUAGUGACUAAAAAGAACUGUUUGAGUAACAACCCCAUUGUAAGGUCUUUGUUGAAAAUGGCGGGAAAUGAGGUGACAUGCGUAGCUGUCCGUCUUAAGUUCAGACACUUCAUAGUGUCAUAAUGUUAACAUGAAGUUGCUGUUGUUUCUAGAUUCAAUCAGUGCAAUCUUUUGGUUUCAGGAAACCAAAUAUAUACACACAGGAUUAUUGCUUUAUCAUGACCAUGGUGUCUGGCUCCACAGCAGACUCUUUUCUUAAAGGGUCAAGAAGUGACUAUUCAUUGGAUCAUGGUAUAGUGACUGAACAAUGAAGUAGCUACAUUGCACUACCUAAAAUAUUCCGGUUUGCCCCGUUUAACACAUAGCCACCACCAUAUCUACAGAUUCCACGUGUCCUGGGUUUCUGGUACCCAUCCAUUGAAGGGUCAUUAAUUUUCCGACACAGACCCGGAAGAGUAAAGCCAAAGUCUUGGUGCUCUCAGACUCUGUUUACGUCUUCACAGGAGCCACAGUGAGGUCAGGUAGAGCUUAGCCGAGCCCCUCGGUGAUCAAAUAAAGUGGGGGAAGCUGUUUCCAGCUGAAAGCCACUUCUUUUUUCAUUUUCUCAAUGUUAAUACCCAACUAGAGGAGCAAGGAAAAGAUAUACUGAGUGUUUCUCUUCAUUUCUAACCUAUGUAUUUGAGACAGCUUGUUAUUCAUAGAGAGGGGUAGGGAGGUAUAUAGUGAUGCAGAGGUGAGACACCUCUGUUCAUUAGCUCCACAAGGCUGAGUAAUCCUCUCCUCAGCCUGCAGCUCUUGUUUCAGAACUAGCCAACUGCCAUGUCUGGCUAAAGCUUUUUUUAUUACUACUCUUUGUUUCUCAUAAUAUGAAGUCUCGAAUUUAUAGUUUUUGACUUUGUGGUGAGAAAAAUAAGAUUUUUUAUUCCCCGCUUGCCGAUAAACCAAAUUGUGGUCUGUAUAAUGUUUUUGUUAAUGUUUUCAUUUGUAAAUUGUAUACUUUUUCAUGAUGAACAAAAAGUGUUUGCCAUCUUUUUGUAACCAGGUCAUUUUGUUUGUUUGUUUGUUUUUGUCUUUUUGUUUUCGACAUGUAAAUUGUACAUUUUACGGUACACAGAAGAAAAACUUCUCUUGGGUUUGCCUGAAGUUGAAGUACUUGGCGGAACUCGAGGUUUAUUUUCCUGAUCUCAAGGAUCGAAAUGAAAUUGUUACAGCAAAUGAGCAUCAGUCUUCGAUGGAAAUGUGACUUGCUGCUUUUAGCUCCUGUGCUUUGUUUUUCUAGCAGACAUUAGGGCUUUCAUUUUAUGCUGAUCAUAGAUGCUGUUGCUGUCCUUUUUUUUUUAUCAGUUAGUUAAAUUAUCUGCCAGAAAGUCAGCAUAAGGAUUAUAGUGUUGUGUUUCCAAUCACCUGUGGCUAUCAUUAAUGCCCUCAGUGUCAGCAUUUGGUCCAAGUUUUUCCAGAAGCUCUACUUAAUCUUUGUGCAUGGUUCAGAAUUUGUAAGUUCAGUCAGUAGACACCUGCGCUACACUGAAAACUGAAGUUCAACAUGUAAACUAACUACAACAUUAUUCAGUCAAAACCAGACUUGGGACCUUAAGUGCUUGACUCCAGAAUCUCAACCUUGAAAUGGUUUGACAUGCUGUAUUUGUACCAAAAAAAAAAAAA